AGCAGUCACUAAUUAGGGCAGUGCGUUGUGUUGUCAAGAAAUCAAGUUGAGAUACACAUUCUUCUCGGUGUGAUGGUCAGCAGAUCAGAAUGUAUCUCACUGGCGUCCACUUCAUUGGAGCUCAGCUCUUGCUGUGCAGCAUUGCCAUACCCAUCCGGGCUGAGCUCCCUCUGUUAUUUCCGGCAUCCUCAGUUUACCAGAUCACCUCCUCGCUGUCCGUGCCCGUGGUCAUUCCGGAUCGCAAAGUCUUCUGGGAUUGGGGUCUUCAGAUGAACUACGCCCUGCCGGCUCAACCGUCCUCCUUCUACGCAGCCACCAUAUGGCCAGAUGAGUUUUCGCGGCGGGAAAAGCGUCACUUGUGGAAUGAGACCGCAAAGUAUCUACCACAAGCUGCGUCCACAGUGCAUCCGAGUGACUUUACGGCCGGAGAGCUGUACGAGAGUCUGGAGAAUAUGCUCAUGCAGUAUGGCUUUGAUGAGUCCUGCCUGCUGCGCAGUGUUUGUGAAUUGGCGCGACAUCCUUUCGAGGACAUAGAAAACAAUAUGCUCAACGCCCUGCUGACGUUUACCCUUACGCCUUCUUUGCAUGAGGCCUUUGCACCUGGGGAAAACAUUUACCGAGAAGUCUACGAACUUGCUGAACAACAAGGAUUUCUUGGAAAGGAUUGUGGACAUAUAUAUUCCAACUGCCCCGUGGACUUUCUCAGUGGCAUCAGCAGCCUGUUGAGCUAGCAGUAUUUACCUGAUUCAUUAAACUGAUUGUGGACAAGCAGCUGGCCUAGAGGCAUAAUAAUUUAGGAAGGCAUUUUCAAUUCAAUGAAGCUUAAUUGUAAACUGCAACUGUGUGCCAUUGCAGAAAUAAUCUGGACCAAUUAAAUAAGCGACAAUGUUAUGGC
Messenger RNA from Drosophila erecta, 895 nucleotides. RefSeq lists its product as uncharacterized. Lineage: Eukaryota; Metazoa; Arthropoda; Insecta; Diptera; Drosophilidae. The transcript is spliced from 2 exons. The coding region runs from base 90 to 731 and encodes 213 amino acids. The record is from RefSeq and is a predicted model, not a curated record.